This is a messenger RNA of Didymodactylos carnosus, 1288 nucleotides long. The record is from the annotation of a GenBank genome assembly. Lineage: Eukaryota; Metazoa; Rotifera; Eurotatoria; Philodinida; Philodinidae.
AUGGAUUCAGCAGGAAACAUGACCGAAUUAGAACCUAAAAUGGUACAUCAUCAUUUGAAUGAGUUACAACUUGUAUAUCCAUUAGAAGAAACAUUUCGACCACGUUAUAAACGUGAUUAUUUUCCACAAAAUGGUUGUGUUAGAAAACCACGCUAUGUUUCAGACAGUGUCGGAAAUCAUUUUGUAUCCUUAAAAAUACCCGGGGAUUAUAUAAACAAUCUUCCAGAUACAUAUAUUCGUGUAGCAUGGUUAACUGACCUCGUCGAUGGUAUAUACUAUUAUAGUCCAUACAAAUUUCAAAGAGAUAAUUACAGUUCAGAAAUUCACGAUGAAAAUCCCAUUUACGUACCGGUUGGCAACAAUGCACUCAACGAUAACGUGAUGAAGUACGUAAAACACUAUUCAACUAUGACUAAACCGACUGAGUGGAACGACUAAAAAUCGGCUUAUUGCUUUUCACUGUGAGCCGUAUUCUUUCUCUAACCUUUUAGUCGAUUUUUUCAUUCAUCGCUCUCGGUUAUCUCUGAUCGUGCAGAUCUGAGAAAAAGAUGAUUCGAAAGUAAAAGAGUCCUACAUGAGACAGCUGAAGUUAGUUUUCGAAUAUUUGCUUUAGCUACCCUAUAAUUAGUGCCAUAAAAUGAGCAUAUUUUUCAGAAAACUUGAUCGUUUCUUCGUAGUGAAUACUAUAGUGCUUGAUAUGAUGAAAGCUAUAGCAGAAGGUAUGAUAGAAUAAUGAUCAGCUGGUACGAUAAUGUGAAUAAUAUGUUGUAGAAGAUAAUUGUAGGUGAAUAAAAUUCGAAACAUAUUUUUGUUGCUACAGGAGAAAACACGAGAUUCUUCUACCAAGAUAUUUUCAGUUUAAAUUAAUUAUCUACGUAGCUUAAGCUGUUAGCUAAAAGCUGUUUUCACUCUGUCGGCUUCCAAUCUUCGCAGUGCCUAGCUGGCAUCUAGUUCUUCAAUGUUUCCACCCACCAGUCUCUCUUAUUUGAACUCGUAGAGCAUCAGGACAAAAACUGAUAGAAUAGUAUUCAUAUUGAAUGUGGCACAAACGAAAGUAUUUUUUCGAUAUCAAUUUUAGUUAUCAUGUGAUCGCUCCGCGAAAAGUGGUGUUUGACUGUUUGAAACCUAGAAAAAUAUUUUAAGUAUGCGAUAAUUAAGUUGACUAUCCUUUACAUACAUCUAAUGUUUCAAUUGAGAAUAUUUCAGUAUCUGUUUCUGAUAUAGAUAAAAUAAUUGGUGGUAUCAGCACUUCCAAGGCUUGUAGUCCUGGUGUUACAUCCAGAAUGCU